GCGCAGCUGCCGUCUUCUCCGAAGAUGACGACGAAGGAGGUCGCGAAGAAGGACGAGGUCCCCGAGAAGGGCGCCGAGGCCGAUGUCGUGCCCUGGAAGUCGAUGAACCUGGGACAGAAGUUCGGAUUCAUGGCGAGGAACGUAACCGUCGAGCCGAUGGUCGCCUGCUACAUUAUGCCCAGCGUCCUGGCGGCCCUUGCGACGCAGAAUCUGAACCUGGAGAAAGCCUGCCGGGUGAACCUCGCCUACCCGGACGACGUGUGCACGGCCCUAGCCGCCCGCAACACGAGCGGCUUCCACGACGAAGAGUUGGCCGUGCAAAAGCUCGUCGCUGGGAUGCAGUCCUGGAAGACGGCGCUCCAGAGCGGCCUCCCCGCCGUCCUGAUCCUCUUCAUCGGCGCCUGGAGCGACCGGACCGGGCUCCGAAAGCCCUGCAUGCUGGUACCGAUCGUCGGCGAGUUCCUCACCAGCAUUAGCUUGAUAAUAUGCACCUACUGGUUCUACGAGCUACCCAUGGAGGCUGCCGGCGCCUCCGAGGCCUUGUGGCCCGCCCUGACGGGCGGAUGGUUCGCCAUGUUCAUGGGGAUAUUCAGCUACAUCGGUGACGUGACGACGGUCGAGUCCCGCACCCUCCGCAUCGGGGCUGUGAACGUGUUCGUCUCCCUCGGGAUCCCCAUCGGCAUGGCGUUGUCCGGGGUGCUUUACGUCAAGAUCGGGUUCUACGGCGUCUUCGCCAUUUCCACCGUCUGCUACGUCCUUAGCUUCGUAUACGGCGUCGUCUGUAUCAAGGAGGUGCCAAGGCCUCCCUCCACCUCCACCAACGUCCAGGAGAAGAAGCCGCAGCCGAAGACCUCGAUCUGGGCCUCCGUAACCGACUUUUUCGCCCUCCGGCACAUCUCGGAGACAUUCAAAGUCGCGUUCAAGAAAGGCGCCAACAACAGGCAGCAGAGGGUCGCUGUCCUUAUGGUCAUCGUUAUGGUCGUCAUUGGCCCGAUGCACGGUGAGAUGGCGGUGAUGUACUUGUUCACCAGGUACCGAUUCAACUGGAACGAAGUCCAGUUCAGCAUGUUUUCCACCUACAGUAUGCUGACAAAUCUGGCCGGAACGAUGGUUUCGAUCGGGGUGUUCAGUCACCUCUUGAAGAUCGACGAUGCAUUGGUGGGCGUGAUGAGCUGCAUGAGUAAAAUCCUCGCCAGUUUUGUCUACGCAUUUGCGAGCACCGAUUGGAUGAUAUACUUAGCUCCUCUGGUCGAGAUCGUAAACGGCACGUCGUUCAUCGCCAUGAGAUCUAUAGCCUCGAAGCUUGUGCCUACCGACGAGCUGGGCAAAGUCAACUCUUUAUUCGGCGUUUGCGAAGCACUAAUGCCGUUGGUUUACGGCCCCAUGUACAGUUCCGUUUAUGCCGCCACCAUGAACACGCUUCCUGGGGCAUUUUUCCUCCUAGGCGGGGGACUCACUAUUCCAGCUGUUAUUCUAUUUCUAUGGCUUUACACCGAACACAGAGCGGAUCGGAAACGGGCUGAAGAAGAGAAGAAACAGGAGACGGAAAAACCGUCCGAAGGAUCGGAAGCACCUCGAGGUUUAGAUAAUGGGGCCUUUGAGACGGAGGCAUUGUGACGUGUGAAAAAUAUUAACACGGAUUUUAGUCGCCAUUUUUCUCACUCGAGAGGCUUGCUACUUGUUGGAGGUUCGGAGCAGAGCCUGAGCGGUAGAUAAACGUUGAAAAUCUUCCAGGUUCAAUGUAACUCGACGGUUUUGAUCCCGCUGUAUUGAUUUACUUCGGUAAUCAAAUUCCGUUUUUUAUUCCAAUCUGAAAUGUCCGAAGGAAAUUUAACGAAUUAUCGAGUUGCAAUGUGGCAUGAGCUGCAAUAUUUCAAUGUGAUGAUGACGUUUGAUUUAAAUGAUUCCACGCUGUUUUUCGUGUUUCUAAAAACGUUCGGAAAACUGAUAAUUUAAACAUUAUUCCCCAACUUCACCUGUAUACGUAUUAUAUCUGUAAAUAUUUCCAACUCUCGGAUAAACGGUGGGUACGAUAAAAUUGAACUUACAAACAUCGCUUUGCAGCACAGAGCAUAUUUUAAUUAAUUUAAUAUACAAGAAUAUAGGAGAUUAAAGUAAAAUUUUAGGUAGGUGUAAAGUAACUAGGUAUAGUAUUAUUAGUCAGGGUUUGCGAAAACCGUUUAGAGACAGGUGGAUAAAAUGACAAAUGAUUUUAUUCUCGUUCAGCAUACACGGUACAACUUUGUAGAAAUGUUAGAUUGACAAUUAGCCAAAAUUACGUUAUUUUAAUAUACGUAACGUACACAUACAGCUUA
Molecule: messenger RNA, 2315 nt
Organism: Diprion similis
Lineage: Eukaryota; Metazoa; Arthropoda; Insecta; Hymenoptera; Diprionidae
Product: solute carrier family 46 member 3-like
Exons: 6
Coding region: 25-1617 (530 amino acids)
Biological process (GO): transmembrane transport
Cellular component (GO): membrane
Molecular function (GO): transmembrane transporter activity
Source: RefSeq, a predicted model, not a curated record